This is a messenger RNA of Betta splendens (Siamese fighting fish), 1166 nucleotides long. RefSeq names its product CD59 molecule (CD59 blood group) (gene cd59b). Bases 169 to 522 code for a protein of 117 amino acids. The record is from RefSeq and is a predicted model, not a curated record. The transcript is spliced from 3 exons. NCBI's taxonomy places the organism in Eukaryota, Metazoa, Chordata, Actinopteri, Anabantiformes, Osphronemidae.
GAGCCAGUCACUCUUGGUUGUUGGAGGAGGAGGCUGCUGGUCCACACAGAGAGUCCUUGUCGUCCUGGGGACAAAGAGCUGUUGAGUGAAUCAGGACCUGACACGGAGCGCUUCGUCUCCCACUCAUCGUCCUCUGUGUGGUUUCUUCAGGUUUCUUUCUGGGACGCCAUGAAGCACUGCCUCGGACUCUUCCUGCUGGUCUGUUGUGGGCUGCUGCGCCUGGGUUCUGGACUGAGCUGCUACAAGUGUGCUGAUUACACCGGAGUCUGUGAGAACGUCCAGCCGUGCACAGACGAAGACGCCUGCAUUUCUCUGAGUGAACGAGAUGGGAAAACCGUCCGUCAGUGUAUCAGGUACACAGACUGCAACUUCUCUCGCCUCGCCCAGAUGUUCCCGUCAUUCGCACAGUUCACCUACCGUUGCUGCACCACCAACCUCUGCAACUCUGGCCACGCGGUUGCCAAGGCAACGCCCCCCCUCACCCUGGUGGGGUUGCUGCUCUGCGUUUGGUCCUGGAUGUGAAACCUCCAGGAUCAACACUGUUUCUAAAGCAGUUUAAAAAAAUGUUCAUGCUAAUUUAAAAUAUGCUUUGUUUUGAUCAAGAUUUUUUACAAAAUUCAACUUAACAAUUUUUAACAUGAUCCAAGUUUACGGGCCUCAGACCGAAGCAGUUUUUAGGUGGACUGGCUCAUGGUCACAGGAUGUAAACGCUAAUGCUAAAACGUUUAAAUAUUUGUUUAUUGAUUUUUUUUUUUUUUUUUUUUUUUUUUUUUCAACAUGAAUGACCAGAAGCGCUAAUAACACAAACUAUAAAUGUGCUGAAGUCCCAGACUAACCAAACUUUAUUCAUUCAGACGUUAGAUGGAACGGGUCGGUUCUAGCUGAGGUGGAGCGCGAUUACAGGGGGUUUCUAUCCAGGAGGGAGAUGAGAUGACGAGCAGCUUCAGCUGUGAACCGUGGAUCUAAAACCCGGUCCGCAGCUUCGUGUGACCUACUAACACCUCUCUGACCCAGAGUUCAGUCCUGCAGGUGCAGCAGCCGCUCAGCAGUGGAACCACAAGGUGUCGGCCUGAUGGACGGGGGUCCAUCCGUGUGACGACCCUCUGCUCUGCUUCUUACUCUGGUCCUCAUCUUUUCUGUUGUAUAAUUAAAGCUUUGAGAACUAA